AUGACUUCACCACCAAACUCCCCUGGGAACCCGCCCCAGCGACCCCAGAGCGCCAUGAUCCGACCGACCCAGAGGAGUAGCAGCCGGAUGAGCACGUCGAGCAAGGCUGGAGGUGGCAGCAGAGCUUCAGAUGAGGAUGGCAGAACAUCAGUCAAAGUUGCCGUGCGCAUUCGGCCUCCAUUAAAUCCCGACGACCCAGGUUACGAUCUCAUCCCGCAGCGAUUUCAAAGAUCCAUGGUUCAGGUCAUGUCAAACACAACCCUGGCUAUUGAUGCACCUCAAGGCCGCAAAGUCUUUGUUUUCGACCGAGUCUUCUCAUCCGAGUACGACCAAGCAGGGGUCUGGGACUACCUCGAGGAUUGCGUCAACGCAUUCACAACGGGUUACAAUGUGUCUUUACUGGCGUACGGCCAGUCAGGCGCUGGAAAGUCCUACACCAUGGGAACCUCCGGCCCUAGCGAGCAAAACAAUAUCGAUGUCAUGGGUGUAAUUCCUCGCGCCGCAACCGCGCUGUUCGAGAAGCUCGAUGGGCCGAAAGGCAACCCGAACCGCGGUUCCAUGUCACAGCUUCGCGCCCCAGCAAGGUACUCAGCCCAGAUACCAGCGCGUAACGGAGAGAAGAACUGGACCUUGAAGGCCACCUACGUUGAAAUAUAUAACGAGCAACUGCGGGAUCUCCUGCUGCCCGAACACAUCCCUGCUCAUGAACGCAGCCCCGUCACCAUCAGAGAGGAUACCAAAGGCAAUAUCAUUCUUACAGGACUGCGACAAGUCGAGGUCAACUCGGCGGAAGACUUGUUGAAUGCUUUGAAUUUCGGAUCUACAGUGCGACAAACCGAUGCGACCGCCAUCAACGCAAGGUCGUCUCGAUCACAUGCUGUGUUCUCUCUGAAUCUAGUGCAGAAAAAGCCUGGCUUUCCAGGGGGCCAUGACAAGCGACAUUCUGUGCCAGUAGAGGCGAUGUCGGGCGGAGAGACCUGGACUACGACAGACAGCAAGAUGCAUUUCGUCGAUUUGGCCGGUAGCGAACGUCUCAAGAACACACACGCUGAGGGAGCACGAGCAAAGGAAGGAAUUUCUAUCAACGCUGGUCUUGCUGCACUGGGCAAGGUCAUCUCUCAAUUAUCUUCGCGGAACGCGGGCGCGCACGUCUCGUACCGAGACUCAAAAUUGACUCGACUUCUGCAGGACUCCCUUGGGGGCAACGCCAUUACAUACAUGAUCGCCUGCGUAACACCCGCAGAAUUCCAUCUGAGCGAGACUCUGAACACUGUGCAGUAUGCGCAGCGUGCUCGAGCUAUUCAGAGCAAGCCCAGGAUCCAGCAGGUUGAGGAGCGCGACAAGCAGGCCCUGAUUGACCGACUCAAAGCAGAGGUGGCCUUUUUGCGCGAGCAGGUCAGAAGCUCUGAGCGGACGGGAGGUGACAGGCGGGCGCUGCCUUCUGGAGAAAGGUCUGAGCGAUCAAACGAGCGGGAGACCGAACUGCAGAACCAGCUCCUGGACGCCCAAGAAAAUUACUCAUCCUUAAGCCAAAGACACGCCAAACUGAUUGCCGAAAUGGCCAAGGCAAGGGAUUUGGAGGAGGCUGAGAAUGCGCAGCAUGAAGAGAGCUUGGGCGAGACAGCCACCGAAAGGCUGAAUCGAUCCAACAACUUCGCGCAGGCAGUUGAACAGGUCGUCCUCGAGUACGAGAAGACCAUUCAAGCACUGGAGCAGUCUCUUUCCGGCACACGAAGCACCCUGCACAAUACGGAGACCAGCCUCUUGGAAAAGGAGAGCAAACUGGCAUACGUCGAAACCAUCAACACGCAGCUUCAGACCCGACUUCAGAAACUCAUGGACAGGGAGGCUAACACCGAAAAUUACCUGCAUGAUCUGGAAGCCAAACUUGACGGGCAUACAUCUGGCGAAGAAAAGAACGCAACCAUCAUCACGGAGCUUCGUAAGGAGAUUGCCCGUGUGCGAGAGAACGAGGCCGGCUGCGAAGACUACAUCUCCACCCUCGAGGAAAGGUUGGCCGAGGCUGAUCAGGAUGCCGAGCUUAUGCAGCGCGAGAUUGACCGGCUGGAGCAAGUGGUUGAGCGUCAGCGAAGUCUUGGUAAACUCGACUCCUUGCUGUAUGAGCUAGACCACAUGCAAAAGGACUCGAGCGUUCCAGAACCAGAGGCUGAGCUGAACAAUGGAUCAAAUCGUCGCCGGAGCGUGAAUCGCAGUCUUACCGAUCAUUCCCGAAACCAAAGUGUUAGCGGCCGUCAAAGUCGAAUGGAAGAUCCUAUUCCUGAGGAUAGAGAGGAAGACAUACCCGAAGAAGGUGCCAUCUCAGCCAUUGCUGAGGAAGAGCACGACGCGGACAAGGUUGCCCAGGCCAAGUCAGCUCCUGAAUCUGACUCACAGCUCGACUACCCUACAAGCCCUGCGCAGUCGAAGUUUGUGCAGGACAAGCUUGAGAAUGUUUCGCACGAGCUGAUGGAACUCAGAGUCGAACAUGAAUCCACUCUGAAUCAGUAUGACCUUCUCCAUGCCAAAUACGAGGAGUCUCUCAGGGCUUUGGCAGAGCUGCAAGAUACCAUUGAUGAAGCACGCCAUCCACACCGGGUGCGCGAUUCCAUGCUUUCCGUCACUUCACCGUCUGAGAAUCAGACAAGGCCAUCAUCUUUUUUGUCGGAGCCGAGGUCGGGCCACACGAAGGAUGGCGGACCGCCAUUAUCCUCGCGUUCGCUAUCCUCGGAAUUAUCAUCAGCCAUGGAUUUCCCGGCUGUUGCGGAGGUUUCUGAUACAGAGACUGCAAAGCCGAAAUCGGAAGAUCGUGCAUCGGAAACCUCUCGAGGGCAACUGCCAACAGUCGAGGCGCAUGGCCCGGCUAAUGACGAAACCAACAAUUCAGCAUUAACACUGGAAAUCGAGCGACUGGCAACUCUAGCGGCUCAGAAAGAAGCGGCCGAACAGGAACUCACCGCGAAGUAUACCGAGCUUGAGAAGAAGCAUCAUGACACCCUUGACAUGGUGGAAGAGCUCAAGACCGAGGUCGCCAAGGCCCGUCACAACCUCGAACCACCAUCGCCGAGGAAUGGAACGCCUGUCAUUCGACGUAAAUCCAGUCAGAAUGUCAUGAUCAUCGACAGAGCUCACAGGUCAUUUGCUUCGCUCCGCAACAUUGCUGCAGACAAUUUCGAAGAGGACCCUGAGACGAUGCAGAACUUCGAACUCAACCUGAAUGCCGCUAUGCACGAGCUUCACGCCAGAUCGGAGAGAAUUCAGGAGCUCGAGGCUGACGUCGCGAAUGCAAGGAAGGAGAUGGAAACCAAGAUGCAACUCAUCUCGGGUCUGACUCGCGAGCGCUCAAGCUUGAAGGCCUCCGCCAAAGACGUCUCGCUCAUUUCAACGCUGAGAGAUCAGCUAGAGAAGAACGAGCGACAGCUCCACGAGAUGCAGGAGGCUCAUGCCGUACGUGAAAAGGAACUGCAGAGCGAGAUCGAAAGCCUGCGUGCUUCAAUCGAGACUACCAAGUCGGAGGAGAAGACGGUCGAGGCCGGCGAGCAUGUUACAGACCAGGGAGCUGUGCAUGAGCAGAGGAUUGCGCAACUCGAGGCUGAUCUUGCGGACUGGGAAAAUAAGCACAAAUCAGCUUUGGACACCAUGCAGAGCACCGAGCAGCAGAUGCGUGCCACCAUCGAGGACCUCGAGUCUCAGCUUGCGAGUGUCAACACUCAACUCAAAGACUCUUCUCGUUCGACGGAGGAGCAAAAUGAGGCACAGGAGACCGAAUCAAAGACCGAGAAUCUCAUGUCGACGCUGCGCAGCGAGAUUGACGAGCACAAGGCCGCCCUCAGCAGCAAUGCUGCCAAGGUGGCCGAGCUGGAACAGGCACACAGCGCUGUCAGGAAGGAGCUCGAGGAGGCUCAAAGAGCCCGUGACUUGGCCGUGUCGGAAGUCAAUGAGCACAGGCAGCAGCUUGAAAGCCACAAAGACGAGCUGGAGAAGGUGCAGCAAGAGGCAGACCAGCAGAGAUCAGAGGCUGAAGCCCACAAGCAUGAUGCUGAGACUCAUUCUCAACUCGUGUCGACACUGGAGAACCAGAUCUCUUCACAUGAGCAGGUCAUCAAGACUCAUCAGCGGAGCAUGGAAUUGCUCAGGACCACACACGCCAAGGAAAUCGAGGAUCUCCAUGCUUCGUCGAAACAAGAUGCUGACGCGAGGGUUGAGGCCCUCAAAGCAGAGCACGCCAAGCACACCAAGAAGCUCGAGAGCCAACUGACCGAAGCGCGUGAGGAUUUGAUGAAGGUGGCCACACAGGUCGCCUUUGCUCUUGGGCUUGACGUCAGUGUCGAGCUCAUCUCGGAGCGUAUUGAAGACCUCAUCGCCGACCAGAAGGCCUUCAAUGACGAGCAGAAGAAGGCCACUGAGCUCGAAAAGGCAGUGCACGAGAUUUCCAACGUCAAUGAUGCUCUCACCCAAGAUCUGGAAUCCGUCAAGUCGACGUUGUCCGAUAUCCUCCUGGAGCAAGGCGCUGAGCUGAGGAGCCCGUACCCCUCUGUCACUGAGCAAGCAACCGUGAUCAAGAGAAAGAUGGUGGAUCUGCAGAACAAGAACAAGAAGAACUCGCGUUUGGUCGAUGAGCUCGAGGAACAACUGCAGACCAACUUCGAUCAAGUCCAGAUGACGAACAACCGCCUGUCGACUCUUCAUGAGCGCAAUACUCAAUUGGAAGAGGCCCUCAAUGCCAAGAACAGCCUGCAGAAUGAGCUCAACUCGCUGAGAGAUCAAUAUGCUGCUCUCCAGAACAAGAUGAGCAAUGGUGACACCAUGGGACGCUCUGACUCACUGAAUGGCACAGUGCGCAAGUCCGCAUCAGUCACCUCCCUGCCUUCACCACCCCCUUCAGUCCCUCUGCCUCCAUUGCCUGGCGGUGUGUCCUCCUCAGGCACGACUUCGCCCAUUCCUGGUAUGCGCCCGCCGUCCAAGGACAUGGCCAUGCACCAUAUCCACGAGGACCAAGAGGCUCGCAUCCGCACAAUCGAGAAGCACCUUUCAGCAGAGAAGCAGCUCACGUCGACCCUGGAAGAGGCGCUCACCGACCUGGAGAGACAGUCCAACAAGGUCAAGGCGGACUGCGACGCGUGGCGCCGACGAUGCACGGAGCUCGAGACAGAGAUGAAGGCAAUGAAGGAGAAGCCGCCGCAGGACCCGCGCUGGAGCCUCCAGCAGGUCGAGGAGGAGCGCAAGAAGCGCGAGGCUGCGGAAAGGGCGCGCGCGCAUCUGGAGGAGAGGAUGAACGCCAUCAACAAGAAAAAGAAGAAGGGCAGCCUGAACUGCUUCUAA
Messenger RNA from Diaporthe amygdali, 5319 nucleotides. Its product is annotated as kinesin family protein. Gene Ontology annotation, molecular function: ATP binding; microtubule motor activity; microtubule binding. Lineage: Eukaryota; Fungi; Ascomycota; Sordariomycetes; Diaporthales; Diaporthaceae. The record is from RefSeq and is a predicted model, not a curated record. Gene Ontology annotation, biological process: microtubule-based movement; mitotic spindle organization. The coding region runs from base 1 to 5319 and encodes 1772 amino acids. The transcript is spliced from 4 exons.